AUGCGCAUUACUGAGGAGUCGAACAACAGGACUACUACUACUACGACUACUACUACUACUACUACUACUACUACUACUACUACUACUACUACUACUACUACUACUACUACUACUACUACUACUACUACUACUACUACUACUACUACUACUACUACUACUACUACUACUACUACUACUACUACUACUACUACUACUACUACUACUACUACUACUACUACUACUACUACUACUACUACUACUACUACUACUACUACUACUACUACUACUACUACUACUACUACUACUACUACUACUACUACUACUACUACUACUACUACUACUACUACUACUACUACUACUACUACUACUACUACUACUACUACUACUACUACUACUACUACUACUACUACUACUACUACUACUACUACUACUACUACUACUACUACUACUACUACUACUACUACUACUACUACUACUACUACUACUACUACUACUACUACUACUACUACUACUACUACUACUACUACUACUACUACUACUACUACUACUACUACUACUACUACUACUACUACUACUACUACUACUACUACUACUACUACUACUACUACUACUACUACUACUACUACUACUACUACUACUACUACUACUACUACUACUACUACUACUACUACUACUACUACUACUACUACUACUACUACUACUACUACUCAAAAUAAUUCAAACACUGAUUUUGUAGCACACGGAUUUGCUUUUAAUUUGAUCGAAAAAUGA
Messenger RNA from Schistosoma rodhaini, 750 nucleotides. The record is from the annotation of a GenBank genome assembly. NCBI's taxonomy places the organism in Eukaryota, Metazoa, Platyhelminthes, Trematoda, Strigeidida, Schistosomatidae.